This is a messenger RNA of Penicillium lagena, 1044 nucleotides long. Its product is annotated as RNA recognition motif domain-containing protein. Gene Ontology annotation, molecular function: mRNA binding. Bases 1 to 1044 code for a protein of 347 amino acids. Gene Ontology annotation, cellular component: cytosol. The record is from RefSeq and is a predicted model, not a curated record. The transcript has 4 exons. NCBI's taxonomy places the organism in Eukaryota, Fungi, Ascomycota, Eurotiomycetes, Eurotiales, Aspergillaceae.
AUGUCUGCUGCUGUUGAUACCAUCACUGACAGCGUGGCUGCCACCAGCCUCAACGACGCCCCCGCCACGAACGGCGCGGCUGCUGCGGCUGCUGAUGCUGCGGCUGCCAGCGCGGAUGAGGGCCGUCGUCUGUACAUCGGAAACCUCGCCUACGCGACCACCGAGGAGGAGCUCAAGGAGUUCUUCAAGGACUAUACCAUCGAGACCACCUCGAUCCCGGUGAACCCCCGCACCAACCGCCCCGUUGGCUACGCAUUUGUAGACCUCGCCACUGCGGCGGAGGCUACUGCUGCCAUCGAGGGACUCUCCGGUAAGGAGAUCCUCCAGCGCAAGGUGUCGGUUCAGCUAGCCCGCAAACCCGAGCCAGCCGAGGCCAAGGAGGGGGCUACCAGCGGCGGUGAGGGUGCCAGCGGUAAUGAGGGUCGCAAACGCACCGGUGGCCGAGGCCGGGGUCGUGGCCGUGCUCGUGGCCGUGGCGGCCGUGGCGCUCGUGGUCAAGCUGGUCAGGAAGGUCCGGAAGGCGCUGACGGUGCUGUCGACGUCCCUGCUGAGACCGCCGAGGGCGAGGCUGCUGGCACGGAAGGAGCCAAGAAGGAGGGCAAGCCCCGUGUGGCGCGCCCCCAGAAGCAGCGUGGUCCUCCGGAGGAUGGUAUCCCGUCCAAGACCAAGGUCAUGGUUGCUAACCUGCCCUACGACCUGACUGAGGACAAGCUCAAGGAGAUCUUCGCCGAAUACUCGCCCGUGUCGGCCAAGGUUGCCCUGCGUCCCAUCCCGCGCUUCAUGAUCAAGAAGCUGCAGGCCCGCAACGAGCGCCGUAAGACUCGUGGCUUCGGUUUUGUCAACCUUUCCUCCGAGGCGCUGCAGGAGAAGUGCGUUGCCGAGAUGAACGGCAAGGAUAUCGACGGCCGUGUGAUUGCCGUCAAGGUGGCCAUUGACAGCCCCGGCAAGGAGGACGAUGUCAACGAGGCAGCCGACAAGUACGAGGAAGCAAACGCGCCGGCUGACGAGAACGCUGCUCCUGCCGUCGCCCCCGUUGAGGCCUAA